Messenger RNA from Cotesia glomerata, 477 nucleotides. RefSeq names its product ubiquitin-conjugating enzyme E2 Q2-like. Lineage: Eukaryota; Metazoa; Arthropoda; Insecta; Hymenoptera; Braconidae. The record is from RefSeq and is a predicted model, not a curated record. The transcript has 2 exons. Bases 1 to 477 code for a protein of 158 amino acids.
AUGGUUGAUGAAAAAAUACCAAACACAACCAUUCCACUUUAUAAUUUUAUCACUAAAAGUGAUCAUUAUUUGACAUCAUUUGUGAAUAAUGACAAUGCUAAAGGAUUUGUGUUGUCAGAUACAAUUUCCAAAGCUGAUGAACCUAAGGAGGAUGAUGAAGACAACGAUUUUGCAGAACACGAUGAUGAUAUUGCACUGAAAGAGAUAGAUGUUAAGAAAAGAAAGUCUGAUGAAUUUAGUCUGCCGAAUAUAGAUGCACAAAGUAUAAAAAGAAUUAAAGACGCGAGUAAUAUCGUUGGAAGCAUCCAAGCCAAUGAUCGUUUGUUGAAAGAGCUGUCUAUUAUUUAUAAAAGCGAUGAUCAAAACGAAAUUUUCACCGUUAAUUUGAUUGAUGACCGUCUUGAUGAAUGGGAAGUAGGAAUAAAAGAAGUAGAUAGUGACUCAGAACUAAUGAAAGAACUAAACAAAUGUUUAUAA